This is a messenger RNA of Nicotiana attenuata, 1263 nucleotides long. RefSeq lists its product as uncharacterized. The record is from RefSeq and is a predicted model, not a curated record. Lineage: Eukaryota; Viridiplantae; Streptophyta; Magnoliopsida; Solanales; Solanaceae. Bases 1 to 1263 code for a protein of 420 amino acids. The transcript has a single exon.
AUGCAAGGAUUGGGUGGCCAAGUCAGCGUGGCCUAUAAGGAUUUGUGUCUGUUCCCGGAUGUUCAGUUACCAACAGGGUUCACAAUGCCUAAGUUCGAUCUGUAUGACGGGCAUGGUGACCCGGUAGCCCACCUGAGGGGAUUCUGCAGCAAAAUGAGAGGGGCAGGUGGAAAAGAUGAGUUACUGAUGGCGUACUUCAGCCAGAGUCUGAGUGGGUCUGCUUUGGAGUGGUAUACACGACAGGACCAUGGUAGGUGGUAUACCUGGGAUGACUUGACACAAGCGUUCGCCUGCCAUUUUCAAUACAAUCUAGAAAUUGUUCCAGAUCGCCUGUCACUGAUAAAACUCGAGAAGAAGCCCGGGGAGAGCUUCAGAGAGUAUGGGUUCCGCUGGAGAGAACAGGCCGCGAGGGUCGACCCUCCAAUGAAAGAAAGCGAGAUGGUUGAUUACUUUUUUCAGGCUCUGGAGCCGACUUAUUUUGGUCACUUGGUAACAGCAAUUGGCAAAUCUUUUAAUGAAGUUGUGAAGAUGGGAGGAAUGGUUGAGGAAGGACUGAAAUCCAAUAAAAUCAUGAGCUAUUCAGCGAUCAAAGCAACCACCCAGGCCAUCCAAAGCGGCACUGGGGGUGUGCUCGGGAAAAAGAAGAAGGAAGAAGUUGCAACCGUUGAGUCCGGAGCUUGGUCCAGAUCUAGAGGCCCUUCACCCUACUACAAUCAACCCCGACCCACCACCAAAAUUACCCAUACACUCCAUAUAUCCCUCCACAACACUAUUACCCACCGCCAGAUCCACAUUUUUCCGUCCACCAUGCUCAAACUUAUACCCAGCCUCCGGCUCACGCGCAAUGGCGUGCGCCGGCUCCCCAAACUCAUACCCAGCUCCACAAAACACCUAUCCACCCCAAGAGCCUACAGAAACCCCCCCGGAGCAGGUCACCGACCAAGCCCAGCCUUAAAAAAUGAGAGAUUACAGAAGCAAAAGACUUUCACUCCACUGGGAGAAUCAUAUACCACUCUUUUUCAUAAAUUGUGGCAGUUAGGUCUGUUGAAUCAUAUUGAGCCCAAAAUGCCAAACCCCCUUCCUAGAAAUCUGGACCACUCAGUAAGUUGUGAAUACUGUUUGGGAGCCCCCGGACAUGAUACAGAGAAGUGUUGGAAACUAAAAAUAGUUGUGCAGGAACUCAUUGACACUCACCGGAUCGAGGUUCAGGCCCCAGAUGCACCAAAUAUUAACCAGAAUCCGUUGCCGGCUGUAGACAUGUGA